Molecule: messenger RNA, 2337 nt
Organism: Yamadazyma tenuis ATCC 10573
Lineage: Eukaryota; Fungi; Ascomycota; Pichiomycetes; Serinales; Debaryomycetaceae
Gene: ACO1
Product: aconitate hydratase
Biological process (GO): tricarboxylic acid cycle
Cellular component (GO): cytosol; mitochondrion
Molecular function (GO): 4 iron, 4 sulfur cluster binding; aconitate hydratase activity
Source: RefSeq, a predicted model, not a curated record
AUGUUGUCUGCUACUAAAAGAUCCAUUAGAUUAAAUGGAGCCCGUAACUUGGCAACUGCAUCCCUUACCAGGGAUUCCCAAGUUAACCAAAACUUGUUGGAAGAUUUUUCAUUUAUCCAAUACAAAAAACACCUUGAAAACGUCAACAUCGUCAAGUCUAGAUUGAACAGACCUUUGACUUAUGCUGAAAAGUUGUUAUAUGGUCAUUUAGAUGACCCUCACGGACAAGAUAUUGAAAGAGGGGUUUCUUACUUGAAAUUGAGACCUGACAGAGUUGCUUGUCAAGAUGCCACCGCCCAGAUGGCCAUCUUACAAUUCAUGUCCGCUGGAAUGCCCCAAGUGGCCACUCCAUCGACCGUUCACUGUGACCAUUUAAUUCAAGCUCAAGUUGGUUCUGUUAAGGAUUUGGCAAGAGCCAUCGACUUGAACAAGGAAGUGUUUGACUUUUUGGCUUCGGCUUGUGCCAAAUACAACUUGGGUUUCUGGAAACCAGGUUCUGGUAUUAUCCAUCAAAUUGUCUUGGAAAACUAUGCUUUCCCAGGUGCUUUGUUGAUUGGUACCGAUUCUCACACCCCAAAUGCUGGUGGUUUGGGUCAAUUGGCCAUUGGUGUUGGUGGUGCUGAUGCCGUCGAUGUCAUGGCUAGUUUGGCUUGGGAAUUGAAGGCUCCAAAGAUUAUUGGUGUUAAGUUGACCGGUAGAAUGUCUGGUUGGACUUCUCCAAAGGAUAUUAUCCUUAAAUUGGCUGGUAUCACUACCGUUAAGGGUGGUACUGGUGCUAUUGUUGAAUACUUUGGUUCCGGUGUGGAAACCUUUUCUUGUACUGGUAUGGGUACUAUCUGUAAUAUGGGUGCUGAAAUUGGUGCCACUACUUCUGUUUUCCCAUACAACAGCUCUAUGGCUGAUUACUUGAAUGCCACCGGUAGAUCAAGCAUUGCUAGUUUUGCUGACUUGUACAAAAAGGAUUUCUUACUGGCUGACGAAGGUUGUGAAUACGAUCAAGUGAUUGAAAUCGACUUGAACACUUUAGAACCUCACGUGAACGGUCCUUUCACCCCAGAUUUGGCUACUCCAAUUUCUAAGAUGAAGGAAACUGCUAUUGCCAACGGAUGGCCUUUGGAAGUUAAAGUUGGUUUGAUUGGUUCUUGUACCAACUCUUCUUACGAAGAUAUGACCAGAGCUGCUUCUAUCAUUAAGGAUGCUGCUACUCACGGUUUGAAGGCUAAGUCUAUUUACACUGUUUCUCCAGGUUCUGAACAAGUCAGAGCUACUAUUGAAAGAGACGGUCAAUUGAAGACCUUUGAAGAUUUUGGUGGUGUGGUUAUGGCUAACGCUUGUGGUCCAUGUAUUGGUCAAUGGGAUAGAAGAGACAUCAAGAAGGGUGACAAGAACACCAUUGUUUCUUCUUUCAACAGAAACUUUACUUCCAGAAACGAUGGUAACCCAGCUACUCACGCAUUCGUUGCUUCUCCAGAAAUGGUUACUGCUUACGCCAUUGCUGGUGAUUUAGGUUUCAACCCAAUUCAAGACACCUUGAAGGAUGCUAACGGAAAUGAAUUCAAGUUGAAGGAACCAGUUGGUGUUGGUUUACCCCCAAGAGGUUACGACAAGGGUGUUAAUACUUACCAGGCUCCUCCAUCUGACAGAUCUACUGUUCAAGUUGUCAUUGAUCCAAAGUCCGAUAGAUUGCAAAAAUUGACUCCUUUCAAGGCAUGGGAUGGAAAGGAUGCUGAAAGAUUACCAAUUUUGGUUAAAGCCGUUGGUAAGACCACCACUGAUCAUAUUUCUAUGGCUGGUCCUUGGUUGAAGUACAGAGGUCACUUGGAAAACAUUUCUAACAACUACAUGAUUGGUGCUACUAAUGCUGAAAAUGGUGAAAUUAACAACGUUAAGAACCAUUUCACUGGUGUUUACAAGGGUAUUCCAGAGACUGCUGCUGAUUACAGAGAUGCUGGUAAGAAAUGGGUUGUUAUUGGUGACGAAAACUUUGGUGAAGGUUCUUCCAGAGAACACGCUGCUUUGGAACCAAGAUUCUUGGGUGCUUUCGCCAUUAUUACUAAGUCUUUUGCCAGAAUUCACGAAACUAACUUGAAGAAGCAAGGUUUAUUGCCAUUGAACUUUAUUGACACUGCUGACUAUGACAAGAUUCAACCAGAAGAUGAAAUCUCCUUGUUGGAAUUGAACGAAUUGGCCCCAGGUAAGAACGUCCACCUUAGAGUUUAUCCAAAGGAUGGUAGUGAACCAUGGGACUCUGAAUUAUCUCACACCUUCAACGCUGAACAAAUUGAAUGGUUCAAGUAUGGUUCUGCAUUAAACAAGAUGGCCAGUAAUAAGGCUUAA